Molecule: messenger RNA, 2601 nt
Organism: Choloepus didactylus (southern two-toed sloth)
Lineage: Eukaryota; Metazoa; Chordata; Mammalia; Pilosa; Megalonychidae
Gene: SERPINI2
Product: serpin family I member 2
Exons: 9
Coding region: 1237-2454 (405 amino acids)
Biological process (GO): negative regulation of endopeptidase activity
Molecular function (GO): serine-type endopeptidase inhibitor activity
Source: RefSeq, a predicted model, not a curated record
AAAUAAAUCGCCAUUGUUUAAGCCAACCCAUUUCAUGGUAUUUGUUUAGAGCAGCCUAGGAAACUAAAACAAUGUUCAUUUUAUUUAUUUUAUUUUUUUGGUGACUUUAUCAGAAGUAAUAUUACACUUGGUAAUCAAUAGUGGCAAAUUUGUUUAAUUGUAACUAGACCAAUAUUCUGCUGCUCUUCUCAGAUUCCAUUGAUGAAUAAUACAGUGUGUUUUAAUAUGUAAUUGUCAUUGAAGUGAUUGAUUUGAAAUAGAAGAAUGAAAUCAAAACCCACUCAAUUAUGCAUCCAUUUUUAAUAAUAACUUGUUUGGAGAGAAAAUCAUGUAGAAUUUUAACAACAUAUAAAAGUAACACCAAUGUUUAUUAUCAAAUUGCCUAUGUUUAAUAGUUUUAUAUUGAUAUAACUUACUAAAUCAAUAAUCUUAAACUGGUCUUUUUGUUCAACAUAAAGAAUGUAUUUCUUCAAUAUCCACUCUUCUUCCUAAGGAUUCAACUGGGCCUUUUAUCCUCAGGAAACUGCUCUGAUGAUUGUAUGAUUUGAUGGAUUGUUGAGAACUCUGUAAACACAGCAGUAAUUUGUCUCUGCAUUCUGGACUUGAUUUAGCUUUAUUCUUUUUCUCAUAGGCAUUCUAAAAUAUUUAUGAUGGAGUAUGUUGGUAAUCUGAUGUGGAAGUCCUGUGAGAAACAAAAAGAACUAAUUACCAGCAAAUUUACAACCAUAGGCACAUUCUUUCAAAUUCUGUUUCUACUUGUAAAAGAGGUGGAAUAAUGAAUGGAAUAAUACAAACGUAAUGAUUUAAAAUGAUGCUAUUAUUUUUUCUAUCUUUGUUCUUGCAUAUUGCAAAAUUAUUCAUUAACUUGACCAUGCUAAUCUUUUUACACAAAUGUAAUGAACACCUGCUCUGGUUUUAGAGGAAUUAAUCACGCAACAUUCAAGAUAAAUAGAGUUGGCCUUGACUGAUCAGGUACUAGUGUUCCUCAGCGAGCACAUUUUAGUUGUAACAUUACAGUGAAUAAUCAGAAGGCAACUGGGGUAAGUACCUAAAUUUAAAUAGCUUUUGAAUGAAGUAUAUAUACAAUAAUGUUGACUGUGGAUGUUUAGUAGAGUAGAGGAUGUUACUAUAAUUUAGAAGUCAGAUUCUUGUGGAACUAUUAAUUGGAUUUGUUUAGUUUACCAGUACCUUGUGCUUUCUGCUGAGAUAUGAUCCAAAACCCAAUAAGAAGUCAGAAUGGAUAAAGUCUUGUUGUGGACUCUCUUACUGACUUUUUCUGGAAGUCAAGCCUCAAGACCCUUGGCUCAAAGAAAUGCUGAAUUUGCAAUGGAUCUUUAUCAAGCUAUUUGUUUAUCUCACAAAAACAACAUUAUAUUUUCCCCUCUUGGAACAACUUUGAUUCUUGGAAUGAUACACCUGGGAGCAAAAGGAAAAGCACAACAGCAGAUAAGACAAACUUUAAAACUUCAGGAAAAUUCAACUGGAGAGGAAUUUUCUGUGCUGAAGCCAUUUUUCUCUGCCAUCUCAGAGAAAAAACAAAAAUUUACGUUUAAUCUUGCAAAUGCCCUCUACCUUCAAGAAGGAUUCGCUGUGAAAGAACAAUAUCUCCAUGGCAACGAGGAAUUUUUUCAGAGUGCUAUAAAACUGGUGGAUUUUCAGGAUGCAAAAGCUUGUGCAGAGACAAUAAAUACCUGGGUAGAAAGCAAAACAGAAGGAAAAAUUAAAGACAUGUUUUCAGGGGAAGAAUUUGGCCCCCUGACUCGACUUGUCCUGGUGAAUGCUGUUUAUUUCAAGGGGGACUGGAAACAGAAAUUCAGAAAGGAAGACACACAGUUGAUGAAUUUUACUAAGAAAGAUGGUUCAGCAGUCAAGAUUCCAAUGAUGAAGGCUCUGCUGAGAACGAAAUAUGGUUAUUUUUCUGGAUCCGCUAUGAAUUACCAGGUUUUGGAAUUACCUUAUAAAGGUGAUGAGUUUAGUUUAAUCAUCAUACUUCCUGCCAAAGACGUGCCCAUAGAAGAAGUGGAAAAAUUAAUUACUGCUCAUCAAAUCCUGAAAUGGCUCUCUGAAAUGCAAGAAGAGGAAGUAGAAAUAAGCCUCCCUAGAUUUAAAAUAGACCAAAAAUUAGACUUCAAAAAAGCUUUGUAUGCUUUGAAUGUAACUGAGAUAUUUAGCGGUGGCUGUGACCUUUCUGGAAUAACAGAUUCAUCUGAGGUGUAUGUUUCCCACGUCUUGCAAAAGGUUUUCUUUGAGAUAAAUGAAGAUGGCAGUGAAGCUGCAGCCUCAUCUGGCAUACAAGUCCCUGUGAUCAUGAGUCUGGCUCAAAACCAAUUUAUAGCAAAUCAUCCGUUUCUGUUUAUUAUGAAGAAUAACCCAACAGAAUCAAUUUUGUUUAUGGGAAGGGUGACAACUCCUGAAACACAGAAGAUGAAGGGAAGAGAUUUAAAUUCACUGUGAACAAAAUGCACAGCUUCAUAGUAUAAGCCAAUUCCUGAAAAAUGGUUGAUAAUCAGCAGAAUAUAUGAAAAUAUUUUCUAAUAUCUUUUUCUUCCUGUUUUAAGCUUCAUCCAUAUUAAUCUGUAUUAAUAUAGACAUGUAUUAAAG